Molecule: messenger RNA, 855 nt
Organism: Mesocestoides corti
Lineage: Eukaryota; Metazoa; Platyhelminthes; Cestoda; Cyclophyllidea; Mesocestoididae
Source: the annotation of a GenBank genome assembly
AUGGAUGAAAAUGAGAAAAAAGCCCGGGAGUAUCUAGCUAGCGCGGCAAAGCAGCCAAGGGGAGGGUUCUUGCGUUCGCUUUUUUCAGGUCACUCUGAUGCUACUGAAGAAAGAGUUUCCCUCUACGAGCGCGCUGCAAACUGUUUCAAGAUGUCUCACAAGUGGCAGGAGGCUGGGGAUGCAUUUGUUAAGGCCGCAGAGCUGUCUGCUAGUAACAAAUCCCAGCUGGAUGCUGCCACGCAAUACGUCAGUGCAGCCGUUGCCUAUCGCAAGACGGACCCGAAUCGCGCGAUCACCUGUUUGACUCGUGCUGCCGACAUCUACAUCGAAAUGGGUCGCUUCACGAUUGCCGCUAAGCACCACAUGACAAUGGCUGAGAUCUAUGAGCAGGAACUGGCGAACGAGGCUGAAGCCUGUAAGCAUUAUGAACGAGCUGCCGACUUUUACAGGGGCGAAGAGUCGACCAGUUCUGCCAGAAAGUGUAUGCUAAAGGUAGCACAUUAUUAUGCAACCUCCGGUCAAUUUGAAAAAAUCGGUGUUUCGUCAAUGGAUAAUAAGUUGCUGCGUUAUGGAACUCGGGAGCACCUCAUGAAGGCUGUGGUCUGCGACAUGAACUAUGAUAUCGUGAAGGGUCACAGCACUCUGCAGAAAUAUGAACAAAAUUAUCCUACGUUUGCUGAUUCGCGUGAAUGUGCCUUUCUCAAGAAACUCGAUGAAGCACUGAGUUCCGAAGAUCUGGAGAAGUACUCUGCUGCCGUAAGGGAAUACGACAGCGUCACGCGGCUGGAACCAUGGAUGACCGAAAUGUUGUUGAAACUUAAGAAAACCCUAACUAACGAAGAAGACAUCACGUAG